Molecule: messenger RNA, 1733 nt
Organism: Ectocarpus sp. CCAP 1310/34
Lineage: Eukaryota; Phaeophyceae; Ectocarpales; Ectocarpaceae
Source: the annotation of a GenBank genome assembly
GUUGACGCGGACCGGUGUCUUAAAGGAAGUAAUGAUCGAAUAUAAGGCGAUCAAGGACAAGCUGGAGCAGGGGAAAGGAAAAGGGGCGAAGGGCGCAGAGCAAGCGUACUUCGUCGACGGUGAGAGCCACAGGGAGCGGUACUCAAGUAGGAGUCAGGGGCAAGGUCGUGGUCGUGGCGGCGGCCGUGGCCGCAGCAGCAGUCGUGGCCGCGGCGGAGGCGGUCGCGGCGGCGGCGGCGGCGGUCGCGGCGGCCGCUCAGGCGGAUCCGGAGGAGUCGAGGAGAGCCAGGGAAGCAGCAGUGGAGGCGCCGAUGGCGGCGGUGGCGGGGACUAUAAGUUCCCGGGCCGGUGCUUUAGGUGUGGACAUCGUGGACAUCAAGCGAUCGGCUGCACUACCAACGAGAAGGACUUCGUGCCGUGGUGUGCGCGCUGCGAGGGGUGGGGCCACAACAAAGAAAAGUGCGCGACGGAGGAGGCCGUCCUAGCGCAAGUGGUGGGCAUGAGAGCGACAUGGACUCCGUGGAAGACCAGGCGUUUUGUGCCGUGGCAGUCCCCCCAGGAGAGUGUGGUACCGAGCAGUGACGCCGGCGGUGCCGGCGGCCCGUGCGGCGAAGAGUCCGGCAACCCAAGUGGGGACGGCGGUAGCGAUGGUGAUCCCGGCGACUUCGAGAACCUCGAGGAGUUGAAGUAUGAUCCAGCCGACGACCGCUACCCCCGCGGGCUAGAAGGGAAGAAACUCCUCUGGGGCGCCUCGAACGCUGGCCCGCUGCGCCAUGGGCUUGAAAGUGGCCGCACGCUGAAGCAGACCCGGGAGAUGCAAGGUGCCGGGGAGAUGCCGGGGCCCGGAGAAACACCGGACCCGGAAGAGGCACUGCUGGUGACCAUCCUGGAAACUGGCGGGACGGGGAUUGUUGAGUACUUCAUCUGCAACUCGCUUGUGAAGGAGCAGUGGGACGAGAAGCAGCCACGCCGUAUGGAGGAGAUGUACAGGCGGGAGAUGCAGGAGGUGUUGGGCCCGGAACGGCAGGCGUUCGGGGCCGAGGUCGACGCCAGCGGGUCCUCGCAACCACUCCCAGACCCACAGCUAAGUAUUACCUCGCCAAUCGGGCAGAGGCCGAGUGAUGUGGAAGCAGUACCGAUGACGUACAAGGAUGUGAUGUGUUCCAAGUACAAGAUUUUCUGGGAGGCGGCCGUGAGGAAAGAGAUAGAUGCUACGGCAAGACUGGAACCUUUAUCAAGGUCAAGGAGCUGCCCGAGGGGCGGAAGGCCAUAGGUUCAGAGUGGGUGUUCUCUUGGAAGACGAAUGAGAAGGGCCUGGUAGUCGACUUCAAGGCCCGUAUGGUUGCGCGGGGUUUCCCUCAAAUCUCAGGCAUCGACUUCUACCACUCAUCCUCAGCGUGCCCGUCUGCAGGGUCUAUCAAGAUGGUGAUUGCCGUAGCCACUGAAAAGGGCAAGAACCUCGCUCACUGGGAUGUGAAGCAAGCGUACAUCCACGCUAAGCUAAAAGAAGAAAUAUACGUCAGGUUCCCGGAAGGCUGCGGGUAGCAUGUCCGGCAAGGUGGUCAAGGUUGAGCGUGCCCUGUAUGGCCUAAAGCAGAGUGGCCAUGAGUGGGGGUUUGAAGCUGCCGAUGCCCUCAUCGAGAAUGGAUACGAGCAGUGCAGGGUUGACCUGUGUCUUCGGGAAGGUGGUGGAUAGAGAGGUCGUAGGUCUCAUCGUGAUCUACGUUGAUGAC